CUAUUAAAAGUUGUUGAAACUUGAAGGAGAUUACCCAAACGCAACCGAUGUAAUUUAUAUGCUGAAUGUAAGAGAGAGCGAGAGAGUAGUCACACUUGAAACAAUAACGCACACAUAGAGAGAGAGAGAUAGAUGGAAAUAUUCAAAACCUGUAGUUUCCGGCGAAGUGCAUCUCCGGCCGCCGCAUAUAAUCAACCUAAGUCUAAAAAAUCAUCGGCCUCUCGGUGUGGGGAGAAGAGGCUCUUGAAAGAAUCUAAAAUGAAAGAUCAAAUCCUCAUGAAGCUUGUCAACUCAAGAUUAGCUUCGCCUGAAAAUGUUUUCAGGUGGGAAGCAAACAUCAUCGGACCGGCGAAUUGUCCGUUUGAAAACGGUGACUUCGCCGUCUCUAUUCACAUCCCGACCAGCUAUCCAUUCAAGCCACCCAAAGUCACGUUCAUAACCAAGAUAUUUCAUCCUAAUGUCAAUAAAAAGGGAGAAAUUAGUAUCGAUAUAUUGGGAUCGCAAUGGUCACCAAGUUUGAGGAUCGAUUUGGUACUCUUAUCGAUAUGCUCGGUCCUAUCAAACCCGGUCGAACCAUUUGUUCCCGGCAAUCCUGCCGUGAUGUUGUACCAGCAAGACCGGAACGCUUACGAGAAGAUCGCUAGAAUGUGGACUUUGGAAUUUGCAAAUGCUUGACGAUUACUUUCAGACAUUUUGUGUGUGUGCGGUUAACAAUAAGUUUGUCAAUAAUCUGCUUUACUAUGUUACUCACCUGUUUUGUCAAUUUUAGCUGCUUAUAUGUCACUGGAAUUUAAAGUUUUAGUUAUGAGCUUAAGUGAAAUAUGCGUGUGUGUUAUAAUUGUCA
Messenger RNA from Brassica rapa (field mustard), 844 nucleotides. Its product is annotated as SUMO-conjugating enzyme UBC9. The record is from RefSeq and is a predicted model, not a curated record. Lineage: Eukaryota; Viridiplantae; Streptophyta; Magnoliopsida; Brassicales; Brassicaceae.